CGGACCUUGCGGCGCUGGAACUGGCUCGACUCUCCCAGGCAGUUUUUGAAGUCAGCAAAACAGAAAUCGAAUUACUAUGAUGCUGGUGGACGCUCGGGGAGAAGGGGCUUUCUGCUGGCUUCAUCACCAUGAGAGAUGCAGCGAGUCACAGAACCACCAAGUGUGUCUAUCGUGUGGACCCUGAAGACCUAUGAUCACAUUUAUCUCCCUGAUUGCUCAAAACUCAGCAACCUCUCCAUCAAAAGUUCAUUCUGCUUUUUUGCCCUUGCUUUGGAGAAAACAAUGAAAUCAGACACAGGAUUCUACUGAAACUGUGAAGGAAGGAAACAGAAGCCACCACAGUUCUAUUACCUACUAUUGUAAUAAUGGGAGAAAAAAAGCCAACCAAAGGAGCCCAGCACGCAUGCCAGCCUCCGUGUGACAGAGCAUGGGGACAAAAAGCUGAAUGGUGAGCGGAGCCUGUAACUCGUUAGUUUUUCUACACUUCAUCUGCUACAGGUUCCGGCUUAGAAAUGGAUAUUCUCUGUGAAGAAAACACUUCUUUGAGCUCAACUACAAACUCCUUAAUGCAAUUAAAUGAUGACACAAGGCUCUACAAUAAUGACUUUAACUCUGGAGAUGCUAACACGUCAGAUGCAUUUAACUGGACAGUGGACUCGGAAAAUCGAACCAACCUUUCCUGUGAGGGCUGUCUGUCGCCACCCUGCUUCUCCUUACUUCAUCUCCAGGAAAAGAACUGGUCUGCUCUGUUGACAACUGUAGUGAUUAUUUUAACUAUUGCCGGAAACAUACUCGUCAUCAUGGCAGUGUCCCUAGAGAAAAAGCUGCAGAAUGCCACCAACUAUUUCCUGAUGUCACUUGCCAUAGCUGAUAUGCUGCUGGGUUUCCUUGUCAUGCCUGUGUCCAUGUUAACCAUCCUCUAUGGGUACCGGUGGCCUCUGCCUAGCAAGCUCUGUGCUGUCUGGAUUUACCUGGAUGUGCUGUUCUCCACGGCCUCCAUCAUGCACCUCUGCGCCAUCUCCCUGGACCGCUAUGUUGCCAUCCAGAACCCCAUCCAUCACAGCCGAUUCAACUCCAGAACUAAGGCAUUUCUGAAAAUAAUUGCUGUUUGGACUAUAUCAGUAGGUAUAUCCAUGCCAAUACCAGUCUUUGGGCUUCAGGAUGAUUCCAAGGUCUUUAAGGAAGGGAGCUGCUUACUCGCUGAUGAUAACUUUGUCCUGAUUGGCUCUUUCGUGUCCUUUUUCAUUCCCUUAACCAUCAUGGUGAUCACCUACUUUCUAACCAUCAAGUCACUCCAGAAAGAAGCUACUCUGUGUGUGAGUGAUCUUGGAACACGGGCCAAAUUAGCUUCUUUCAGUUUCCUGCCUCAGAGUUCCCUGUCUUCAGAAAAGCUCUUCCAGCGUUCCAUCCACAGGGAGCCAGGCUCCUAUGGCAGGAGGACUAUGCAGUCCAUCAGCAACGAGCAGAAGGCUUGCAAGGUGCUGGGCAUCGUCUUCUUUCUCUUCGUGGUGAUGUGGUGCCCCUUCUUCAUCACCAACAUAAUGGCCGUCAUCUGCAAAGAGUCCUGCAACGAGGAUGUGAUCGGAGCCCUGCUCAAUGUGUUCGUUUGGAUCGGUUACCUCUCCUCAGCAGUCAACCCGCUAGUGUAUACACUGUUCAAUAAGACCUAUAGGUCUGCUUUUUACAGGUAUAUUCAGUGUCAGUAUAAGGAAAAUAAAAAACCAUUGCAGUUAAUUUUAGUGAACACUAUCCCAGCCUUGGCCUACAAGUCUAGUCAACUCCAAAGUGGACAAAAAAAGAAUUCAAAGAAAGAUGACAAGACGACAGAUAACGACUGCACUAUGGUUGCUCUAGGAAAACAACGUAAAGAAGAUGCUCCUACAGACAAUGUCAACACAGUGAAUGAAAAGGUUAGCUGUGUGUGAUGGACUGGUUGCCAUGGCAACCAUGGAGGGCACACUGAGCAAUUUUCCCCCUAUCUGGGAGGGGGAAAAAAAAGAAAUAAGAAAAGAGAAGAGAAAAUAGGGAGAUUGGAGAAAAUUAGGCCAGUCUGGUGGAACCAACAAUAUCUGUAUGCCUCAUUUUAUUCUGUCAGUGAAAAGCAGGGUUCGAUGCCACAAAACGUGCACUUCAAAACUAUUCUGACAGCAUUUCAAGCUGUGAGCUUUAUGAUGUUAUUUUUAACAUUGUAAAUUAUGUCUUUAAAGUAAUUAGCUUUUAUUGUGUAAUUACAAUGAGGCCAUAAAUAAAUCUAAAUUAUCUUCUAUUUUCAA
Messenger RNA from Hippopotamus amphibius kiboko, 2273 nucleotides. It is a transcript of the gene HTR2A, whose product is annotated as 5-hydroxytryptamine receptor 2A. NCBI's taxonomy places the organism in Eukaryota, Metazoa, Chordata, Mammalia, Artiodactyla, Hippopotamidae. Gene Ontology annotation, molecular function: G protein-coupled serotonin receptor activity; neurotransmitter receptor activity. The record is from RefSeq and is a predicted model, not a curated record. Gene Ontology annotation, biological process: chemical synaptic transmission; G protein-coupled receptor signaling pathway, coupled to cyclic nucleotide second messenger. Bases 513 to 1925 code for a protein of 470 amino acids. The transcript is spliced from 4 exons. Gene Ontology annotation, cellular component: dendrite; plasma membrane.